CCUCCAUCUUCUUUUCCUUGUGUAUUACCACCACAAUACCAAUUUCUUCAAGGAAAUCAGCAGACAUCUGAAACCAAAGAAAACAAUUUAUUAACACUAUGGCUUCCUCUUCCUGCUGUGUUUCUUCAGCCAUUGCCCUUUCCUCCUCACCCAGCUCUCAGAAGGCUGGAGCCAUUGUUGGAAUUCCCAAGGCUUCUUUCCUUGGUGGUAGUGGAUCAAGAAAGCUUAGAAUAACCAAAAAGACCACACCAUCUGGAUUAGCACGAUCAGUCACUGUCUCCGCUCUUGCUGACCCUGAUCGACCCCUCUGGUUCCCCGGAAGCACUCCACCUGAAUGGCUCGACGGCAGCCUACCUGGAGAUUUUGGAUUUGAUCCAUUGGGUCUUGGAUCUGACCCUGAAACGUUGAGAUGGAUGCAUCAGGCUGAGAUAGUUCACAGCAGAUGGGCAAUGUUGGGGGCUGCUGGAAUCUUCAUUCCAGAAUUCUUAACCAAGAUUGGCAUCCUCAACACUCCUUCAUGGUAUACAGCCGGUGAGCAGGAAUACUUUACUGACAAGACAACCUUGUUCAUUGUCGAGCUCAUUUUCAUCGGAUGGGCCGAAGGGAGAAGAUGGGCUGACAUCAUCAAGCCUGGAAGUGUUAACACUGACCCAAUAUUCCCCACCAACAAGCUUACCGGAACAGAUGUUGGUUACCCGGGUGGGCUUUGGUUCGAUCCUCUAGGCUGGGGAAGUGGUUCUCCUAAGAAAAUCAAGGAGUUGAGGACUAAGGAGAUCAAGAACGGACGGUUAGCCAUGUUGGCUGUUAUGGGGGCCUGGUUCCAAGCUAUCUAUACUGGAACUGGACCCAUUGAUAACCUUUUUGCUCACCUUGCUGAUCCUGGUCACGCCACCAUCUUUGCUACAUUCAGCCCUAAGUGAUGUGGAAUCUGGCGUGCUUAUUGUGCUGGAAAUUCGUCGAUUGUUUGACAAAUUUGGUGUUUGUAAUUGGCACACGUUAUAUAUUGUUGUUUUUUUUCUUCGUCUGCUGUAGGAAGAGCAUGCAUUGUACAAAUACCUCUAAAUAUGGAAUAUAUUUGCAGCUAAUUAUAACAACAGUAAGAGUUUCUAGA
Molecule: messenger RNA, 1111 nt
Organism: Impatiens glandulifera
Lineage: Eukaryota; Viridiplantae; Streptophyta; Magnoliopsida; Ericales; Balsaminaceae
Product: chlorophyll a-b binding protein, chloroplastic
Exons: 5
Coding region: 99-920 (273 amino acids)
Biological process (GO): photosynthesis, light harvesting in photosystem I; response to light stimulus
Cellular component (GO): membrane
Source: RefSeq, a predicted model, not a curated record